Molecule: messenger RNA, 5216 nt
Organism: Gigantopelta aegis
Lineage: Eukaryota; Metazoa; Mollusca; Gastropoda; Neomphalida; Peltospiridae
Product: advillin-like
Exons: 28
Coding region: 97-2718 (873 amino acids)
Biological process (GO): barbed-end actin filament capping; actin filament severing; cytoskeleton organization
Molecular function (GO): actin filament binding; phosphatidylinositol-4,5-bisphosphate binding
Source: RefSeq, a predicted model, not a curated record
UCUAGCAGGUGUUUCGGUAAGAAAGAGAAAGAAAGAAAAAACCUUACAGAAAUAGUCGUUCGUUGCUAUUCACAAGAUGUCUGCACCGCCAGUGCGAUGUCACGCUCCAGUUUUGGCCACUCUUCCGGACAGUAUUCCGUGAUCCCCUCAUCGUCCAUCGAGAAAUUCCGCCGACAGUCGGGAACGUCUUCGCGGGUCUCUUCGGCUAAAAACGCCCGGAUGGACGUUUUAACGCACCUUUCCGUCAACCGAGCCUCGAUGACCAUAUGGAGACUGCAGGGUACUCGCUGUCAUUGCAUAGAGGCUAACCAUCACGGUUUCUUCCACGAAGGAUGCUGUUAUAUUGUUCUGAAGGUGUUUAAAGACAGGACUGCGUCGCUUCACUACUGGUUUGGAAGUGACUCGCAAGAGGAUGAAAGGGAGUUAAUGCAUGGCCUGGCUCACGACAUUGAUGUGGCGAUAGAUCGGGCAGAGAUCUUCACUCGUGAGUUUCAAGGCCACGAGUCACACUGCUUCAUAAAACAUUUCCCAGAAGGCAUUGUCUAUAUCGAGGGUCGGCCGAGAGCCAGCAUAUCUGUGUGCAGGGAGUACUUGAAGAGGAUGUACGUAGUGUCGGGACGAAAGUACCCCAUAGCUUCAUGUGCAGAACCUUCAGCAAAAGCCUUGGACCCGACAAAGUCUGUCAUUCUGGAUGGUUUUCCCCGGAUCUACGUCUGGACGGGGGAACAGUCUAGCUACAUCAGUAGAAUUAAGGCUAUUCAAGUUGCAAAGCGGAUAAGAAAUUGCGAAAGAAACGGUAUAACGCAUAUUGUAGUCAUUGAUGCUAAUGACAGCGAACGGUGUAAGCCAUUCUUGAAAAAGCUACAAAAUGGCCGCGACACGGAGCUGCCGAACGUAUCGAUAACCGGCAAAAUGGCACCGAUAUCAAUACAGGGCACCGAGACGAGGGAAGGUGAAACAGCGAUUCUCCACAGAGUAAACGGAGAUCGAGUGCUGUAUGACAUGCCCUUUAUUGCUAAGAAACCGCUGAGGCAGAGAUUCCUUACUCAAACAGAGAGUUAUUUGCUGGGGAUUGGAGCCCAUCACCCCAUGUAUGUUUGGGUGGGACACGCAGCGUCUGUAGUGGAGGUUGGCAACAGUCUAUCAAGGGCAAAGACGUUCAGCGAAUACCUCGGCAACUCUGACCGCCAGUCUCUGUGUCGUCUGCUUGAAGGUUACGAAACUAUGGAGUUCAAGUCGGCUUUCUGCGACUGGCGGGAAAAGGUCGCCAGGAACCGGAAACCAUCACGCUCGUGCAGUCCAAACACUUUAGCUGUACAUUCGCGAUGUGAUCUGCAGAGUUUGGACAAAGAGUCCCAACUCGUGCCCCCGGAAUACGACAAGAUGGGAUCCACAGAGGUGUGGAAAGUGAAAAACUGUGGAUUGCAACCAUUGUCUUGGGACGAACAAGGUAUCUUUGUUAACAGUGAUUGUUACGUUAUAACUCAAACGUGCCGGAGUUCUGGUGACGUCAGGAACACGAUAUUCUACUGGCAGGGCAGUAAGAGUGAACGCCAGGACCAAGACACGGCGUACAACCUCGCCCUCAGCAUGGACUACGCCUUCGACUACAAAUCUGUCAUAAUACGUGUAUUGGACGGAAAGGAACCAUUGGAGUUUAUGAAUGUUAUCCAUAACACCAUGAUAGUCUAUGACAAAGAUAUAAUGGCCCCGCCCUCUGACCUUCAACUCUACGCAGUUACAGAGUGCCAGACAGAAUGCAUGCGAGUUUUACAGGUAAAACCAAGUUCCACGUCGCUCACGUCGUCAGCCGCAUUUGUCCUUCUGUCGCCAGCCGACUGCUUUCUCUGGUAUGGAGAGAAAUCUGGUGGGAUUGAGAGAGAAUAUGCAAAACACAUGCUUGGAUAUCUCUGCCCAGAGAAGCAGUUCUCCUAUAGCAUCGUUAUGGAGGGAAAGGAGCAGGCGUCUUUCUGGGACGUUCUUGGCGGGAAACAGGACUACGCCACAACCGUGGAGAAAAACAAACUAAAGAAGCGGGCACCUCGACUACUCCACUACUCUGUGUCUGUCUCUGGAUCGUCCCUGUUUGAAGACAUUCAUGAGUUUGAACAAGAGGAUAUAAGCGAUGAAGAUAUCGUCGUCAUGGAUACAUUUGAUGAGGUUUUUGUUUGGUGUGGACGAACAAAAGACGUGGACCAACGCAAAGGUGUAGCACAAAUAGCAAAGGACUACAUUGCUUCUGAUGUGGCGGGAAGAGAUGAUAUAGACGUUCUGGUGAACUUCGUUUCACAGGGGGCGGAACCACGCUCUUUCACGAUGCAUUUCAAGGCCUGGUCCACAGAGGGAUAUGGGGGUAAGGCGGCGUAUGAUUUGGUGAGGAAGCGACUUCGACAGGAAAAUGCUAAGAUUAACGUCGAUGUGGAGCUGGUCGACAGAACGUAUGAGACCAAGCCCCAUUACCCUUACAAGGUGUUGACAAGUAAACUGGUGUCAGAAGGCAUUAAAAUCGACCACAAACAGCACCACCUCUCGAACGAGGACUUUGAGGAGGCCACCGGUCGCACGCGAGAACAGUUCUAUCUGUAUCCAGUGUGGAAGCAGGAACAAAUGCUGAGAUCAGCUCGACUAGAUCCGAAGAUCGGUCUUGUGGGAAUGUCGCAGUUUCAUUCUCUUUCAGUUAUUCCUCCUCUGCACCUAAAUGUCUUGCGAUUGUCAUGACGUCAUUUUGUUUACAGAUAACUGUCCGCAACGACACCAUUUCCCACAUUGCCUCUUCAUUUCUUGAUAUUCUGAAGACGUGUUCUCUUCUCUUUUUUUUUCUCUUUUUUUUUUAACUGCUCACCAGUUCCCUCGUUGCCUCUUGUCUUGAUUUCUUGCCUGUCAAUUUCUUGAGAUUGUGAUGACGUCAUUCUAUUGUGAGGAAACUGCUCAACAGUCCACCAUUGCCACUUGAUUUUUUGUGAUUGUGAUGACGUCAUUUAAAAAAAGAACUUUUCUGAGAAAACUGCCAUUGCCUCUUGUCUUGAUUUUUUUCUUCUUUGUGUUUUGAUUUUUGGGUUGUUGGUGGGUUUUUUGGGCGGGGGGUUGUUGUUGGGGUUUUUAAAUGAAGAAAACCUUUCACCAAUUUCGCUAUUGCCAUUAAUUGGACAGAUUGAGCUCAUCAUGGUCCACGUUAGUUGCUAAUUGUGAUAUGCGUUGUGCUUCACAUACUAGUAUUUAUUUCAUGUAAUUGGGAAAUUUUAAAAAAUACUCUGCAUUUUUCAAUAGUAGGUGCAUUUACCUUUGGGGACAUGGGUUUCAGGGACGGAUCCACGGGAUGUGUGCUGGGGGUGCGCUCCACAUCCCCUCCAAAGUACAGAGUGCUAAACAAAAAGUAAUUAAUUUAUUGGGGGUCAUUUUUUAGUGGGAAACAUGUAAUACCUUCGCCAGCUUGAUAUUUCCUUGGAGUAUUACCAUAUAAAUAAUCCAUGGUAGUGCACUUUUGAAUACUGGAGGUGCCUUUUUCACCGCUUAUCUCCCUACCCCUAGAAAAAUCCUAAAUCCGCCCCUAGUGGCCGUGUGAAUCUGUUCCUGCACCACAUUUAAGGACAGAUAUCAGCCUAAAGACAGUUGGGAUCAUGCAGCAAAAAAACCCUGAAGUAAAUGUUCUCAAUUUUGGAGUGAAAAUAAAUCAAGAUAAUUUCCUCCGAAAUGAUAUACCAGUAUGUCGUUAGUGCCAACGAGAACCCGUUCUGUGAACAAUUCUAAGUUGAGCAAUUUAACGUGGCAAAUAAGGUUUGCAUAUUCGGAUUUUAUCGUGAUGGUGUUGACGUCAAGCAUUUUGUUUUUAUGACUCCAUGGAGAUUUGUGAUGACGUUAUUCCAUCAGUGUUCUUCCAUUUAUUGUAAUUACUGUGAUACUAAUUCUGUUUGUGAAUGUUCAUGAUUUAUUUUUCAAUAACUCUAAAUCCAUAACAACGCCAUUAUCGUUAUUUUUCAGAUUAUUGCGUUAGGUUAUAUUAUGUAACACCCAAUAGCCGAUGUGUAUGUUUGUGCUGAAGUGUCGUUAAACAUUCAUUAAUUAAUUGAUAUAUUAUGCAAUGACGUCAUUUAAAAAUAUAUAUAUAUAUAUAUAUUUUUUUUUUUUUUUUUUUUUUUUUUUUUUUGUCAUCACUAUAAGCUAAUAUGAGAGGGUCGGUGAUGAAGUAUGGUACUGAUGAGUUUUCUGGACAAAGAUUGGUUUUAUUUUUUUAUUUGGGUGGGGUGGGGGUAUAUCAUUUCAAUACGUUCUAUUAUAUGUGGGUUUUGGUAUGGCAUCAGGAGAGUUAAGUGCUUGGUAUUGUCUGCAAUUAAAUUCUACCAUAUACGAGAGCUAUCACCUGAGCAAAAUGUUACUUGAGACUUUUUGUCCAGCUGAUAACACUCGUGUGUUGGCGAGUUUUUCACUUUUCACCUUGCGCGAUCGAGAGGAUGAUAUAUAUAUAUAUAUAUAUAUAUAUAUAUAUAUAUAUAUAUAUAUAUAUAUAUAUAUAUAUAUAUAUAUAUAUAUAUAUCGCUUCGCUAUGAGCUAACAGCUGAGCAAAACGUUCAUCUGAUACCUCUCGUGUGCGGUUGGCUUAACACUGUGACGAGUGAGCAGUUGUAAGUUAGUGUAACAGGUGGAGUUUGGUUGCAAAUAGCAGGUGCUUAGGCUGAAGCAAAUGGUCCGCUUUCAGUAUUAAAAUAUACAGGUUUAUAAAUAUGGAGUUUCGGGUGGUGCAAAAACAAAAUAGAAAAAGGUCCACUUGGUUCAUAUUCGAACCCUCCCAGGUCCAGAUCACGCUACGCCCCUGAAUAGUGUUUGUGGUGAACUCGGGUUAGUCUAUAAAAUUUCAGUGAGGAAUCUCCCCCCCCCCUCCCCCCCCCCCCCCCCAGUAAAGUGCUUAUUGUCAGCGGUAUAUCUUGGGCCUAGAAUGAAUAUAUAUAUAUAUAUAUAUAUAAAUGCUUCUUGUAAAUGAUUUAGUGUGGUGCUAAUCUUAUAUAUGUUUGGGUUUCCUCCAGUUUCGUAACAUCGUCUUGGUUUUCGUUUAACAUGGCUGGUCUAUCUUCUAACUAUGGAUUAAAAAAUAUGAUGAUGCUAGUGAUGAUGAUGAUGAUGGUGAUGAUGAUGAUGCGUUCUUUAACUGUUUGUUCGUUAGGCAAUAAUCUGUGAAUUACUGUAUUACAUAACUAUAUAAUGAAUAAAUGAUAUCUAAGUUG